CGACCAGCGACGAUGUGCGUACCAAGGAUAUGCACCCUGAGGACACCGGUGGAUUAUCUGAUUGGGCUGGCAUACAAUCGUACGUAGCGGACAACGAUGUUGAGCGGAUAAAGGGGUAUUCCGAGGAUGUCGAUAACCUUCUUCUGUUUGCUGCUCUUUUCUCAGCUAUCCUUACCGCCUUCGUUGUCGAUACAUACCAACAGCUGCUGCCGUCCGGCGAAGAGGCAACAAAUCAGUUCCUUGCGACGAACAACGAGCUCCUCGUAGCGACUCACAGGCUGCUCAUACAAGGUUUUUCUGCUGUCUUCACACAGACCUCUUUCGUUCCUUCCACUCCACUAGUCCUUGAGAGCAAACCGCAGUUUGCAUCGGACCCCGCCGCGCGAUGGAUCAACUCCCUCUUUUUCGUCAGUCUUAUACUCAGUCUGGCUGCUGCGCUUUUCGGCAUCCUCAUCAAGCAGUGGCUGCGCCAUUACAUGACUUGGAACUCCCCGCUUUCCCCUCCGCGCGAAAACGUGCUCGUGCGCCAGUUCCGCCUCGAGGCAUGGGAACUAUGGGACGUCACCAUCGUCGUGUCCAUGGCGCUCGCGCUGCUAGAAGUCGCAAUGACACUAUUCCUCGUCGGCAUCAUCAUUCUUCUCUGGACGUUAGACAGCAUCGUCGCCAUCUGCGUCACCGUAGCCAGCUCCGUUUUCCUUCUUGCGCAGGCGGUAGUCACUGUCCUUCCAGUCGUCUUUCGGCGGUGUCCAUACAGAACGCCUGCGGCGUGGACACUGGUGCUCAUCUACAACUUCGCCACCCGCAGCGCCUCGUAUUUCUUCCGGCGGAUGCAUGAACGUUGGUCACUGGUCCGUUCCCGAUGGAACUAUCUCCGAGCGAGUAACCCCCCGGGAACUGGCACGGCAGAACACUCAUCGCACCGCGACUCAGGCAUAUCUCAGGGAAAUACCGCAGAAGAAGGCUCCUUGCAUCGUGUCCCGGUCGUUUCUCAGGGACAAGGCGGAGCAGGGAAUUCGCUACAUCGUUCCUCGGGCGCAUCCUCAGAGAAGGCGGUGGCGGUGAGUUCGGGGAAUUCUGCAGCAGAGGAUCACUCGUCUCCCGCCUCGAGCGCGUCUUCGGGAAAUACCGGACGAAACGAUCCACUCUCUUGCAUCUAUCGACUAUUUUCGACUCACUGGGAGCAUUGCGAGAAGAAAGAGUGCAGACCGCUUACCCCUACUAGCCCGCUCUUAUUCGGCAUGUCUUGGAGGACUCUCGACCUCCAGAGCUGCCGAGCGGUUCAUCGCGCGCAACGUCCAGACUUUGUGGAGCAGGUGCUGGCUACAACGAUACGCAUCGCGGAGCGCAUCAUCCGCGAAUUCGCGCCGCUACCCAAGGACCUCAGCGACUACAGGGAUAUGACGGCACUGUUAUCGGACGCGGUCUCAAAGUCCCACGUUUCCUAUGAUUCCUUUCUUGAGGAGCUUAGUGAGAUGAGCUUCCUGAUAGGAGCGCUAUUCUGGGUGAAGCAGUCAGCACAGGACCCCCACGUCACCCGGUACAUCGAACAGUGCAGUCGGAUGGAACUUCGAUAUCACCAGGACACCCUAAAGUGGUUCCUCAAGGCGUUUUCUCCAAGAGGACCGUUCUCCCAAGAUGCUAGCGACACUGUGAAGAAGCUACGACUAUUCCUUCUCCAGUUUGUCCUCUGCGGCAUCGGAUACCCUGUCACCUCUGGGAUGCAGUUUGUCGCAUACCGAGAUGUGGUGCAGACAUACAGGAUUGGAUUCUCGGCGCUAGAUAGGCGUCUCGUCAUCUCUGAAGGGAGGACACGGGACGAAGACUUCGAGUCGCUCCUAUUACAUUACUUCGAGGCCCACUUUGAGCACGCGAACGAAGACCGUCUCAGGAUGUUCAUACUCACCGCGACAAAGUGGCUUGCGGGACACCGAAUAUCCAGCGUAUCUCGCGAUGUAAUGGACGGUAUACUGCGGAAGAUGGUCAGAGCGGCCGAGGCACUCGCCAAGGGACCCAAGCAGGACACGGGGGCGUCAGCGCAGUUCCCGUACCUGCAGUGGAUAUGGGGGCUGGCCGCGGAGAAGGAGCUGCUCGCGAGCGAACACGGCGCGCAGUACCGGCUCCUGCUACAUGCGCUCGAGGAGGCGUACGUCACACACAUGUUCAGCUUCGACGGGCGGCACAUCAGGCGUAGCCUCCACGUCCAGCUGCGAGCCGCCCACCAGUCUCUCGCCGGCAGCGAGUGCGAAACCUCGCAUUGCGAAUGGGCGACGCACGAUAAGUGUAUGGGCAAGCCGCGGAACCAUUACCAUGGCUGUCCGCUGCUCGAACAGCGAGAGCUGGGGACUGCGCAAUGGAGGCGCGCGAGGCUGGUCGUGUUCACGGUACUCCAGUUGCGUCGCAUCUCCUUCCACGCACACCCGCGCUGGAGACGCGCGGUGUUGACGGUGCGCAUCCUCAUCCACCUACAACGUCGAGCAGCCUCUCGAGGAUCUGCGGCAGGAGGCUCGCCUAACCCCGACCAUAGCACGACGAAGAGCUAUCGCCUGUGCUUCCGGUCUUGUAUCCCUCGAGACCAGAAUCCCGUAUGAGGCUUAAGAGUGGUUGUGCGUGGUACGCGCCUUCCACUGUACGCACCCUGAUCUUGUGGGAUGCUGAGCUAUCUCUAUUUCUUCAGUAUUUAUAUUCGAUGUGCUUUCGCCAUAAUGAUUUUGUAGCGGUCUCCGUGGUGUGAUUUGGGCGAUAGCCAGAGGCGACCCUGGGGAGGUCGUGGCCUCAGUGUUCUCAUGUACGCUACUGCAUACAGUAGUUAGGUUAGAGAGGUUUAUUUAAC
Messenger RNA from Phanerochaete carnosa HHB-10118-sp, 2830 nucleotides. RefSeq lists its product as uncharacterized. Bases 30 to 2588 code for a protein of 852 amino acids. NCBI's taxonomy places the organism in Eukaryota, Fungi, Basidiomycota, Agaricomycetes, Polyporales, Phanerochaetaceae. The record is from RefSeq and is a predicted model, not a curated record. The transcript has 5 exons.